Messenger RNA from Hydatigera taeniaeformis, 957 nucleotides. NCBI's taxonomy places the organism in Eukaryota, Metazoa, Platyhelminthes, Cestoda, Cyclophyllidea, Taeniidae. The record is from the annotation of a GenBank genome assembly.
AUGACGUCUAUUGGAAUGAUUGUCUCUGCACUUCUAACUCCCAAUGAGAAGUGCUGUCUUGAGAACAUAGCUACUCGUAUUAUUACAAUUAACAUAGCUUGUGUUGCGCGUCUUUAUAAGUCCGAGAAUCAGCAAUGGGUCAGAAUUUCUUCUGGCGUUGUUACACUUGAGGACAAUGCAGCCUUGCGUGUUGUGUCAAUUGGCUUUUAUGACCUCAACAAGUGUAAGAAACUGUUCAAAACAGAUUUGUACAAAGAAAUGGAAUAUCGAGAGUGUGGACCUCAGUUUCAUUCCUUCAAUGGCGUGGCUGGCCCUCUCGGUUUAGCCUUCGCUUGUCCCAAAGAAGCUCAUGAUUUGUUCGCCUCUGUUCAGGCCAAACUAAACUCUUCACCCUCAAAAACUGGAAAAUUUGCUAAUUUGGUGCAUAAGGCGAGAGAAGCUGACGUGAAGUUUGCAAUGAAGGAUUUUCAGCACAUCAAGCACGUUGGCAUUGACUCUGAUGGGAAGGAUUUGGAAGUGAAAGCGCAGAAUAAAGAACUGGCCAGGGAGCUGCUUGAGGCACUUGGAGUGGCGUCACUAUCUGAAAACGAAAUUAAAGCUGUCUGUAGCAUGAUUGACAGGUGCGGAGCAACAGAGGUCCAAGAAGCACUGGAAAUGCAUAGUUAUCAGGAGUUAGCAGAGCCAUCCCAGCCCAUACCAGUGUCGACCCCGCCAUUUGCACCACCACCACCACCACCACCACCAAAACAACUAGUAAAUGCGGAUCAUAGUAACUUGCUCGACUCAAUCGUCGGUUUUGAUGCUUCUAACCUAAAACAGGUGAAGAAGGCUGACAAGGUUGAGAGCUUGCCAACUAAAGGAUCUGACAACGUACAUGCAAUUGAAACGGCACUUGCCCAAAUGUUGAAAAAUCGCAGGAUGUAUUUAAAUGAAUACGAUUCAGAUGAAUACAGUUGA